GCAGGUGGCACUCGGCCCCCGGCCGUCCCCGGGCCUCGGCGGGAGCCGCCGGUCAGGGCACGGCCCCGCCGCACGGGUGUCACAGGCGCCUCCGCCGGCCCCAGACUGCCGGAGACGUUCGGAAGGGGCAGGGCCCGAGGUGGCUCCAGAGGGCUCUGUCCCGGACGGCAGUGCUGCUGUCAGGGUCCGGCGCCGCUCCCUAAAGCCCGAGGAGACACCGGGCUUCCUUGGUUAGGAGAGCGCUUAAGGCGCGCUGCGGGCAAGUGUUUCCCUAGGACGAGGAUCCCGGCUGUGAGGAGGGGUGGAAGGGGCUCGGCCACCAGCGGGGAGCCGGCAGAGCGCUGCUUCUGCCGGGCGGCAGAGAGGGAUGCUGCUCAAGUUAAUCCUCCAAGCUGGCUUGGGUUCUUCAGUGCUCUAGGGCAGCGCUGCACGGCGGAGCGGCCGCCAGCGCUCUCAGAGAUGGGGGGCUUGGGGCUGGACGACCAGCAGGGAAGGUGGAUGCUGGCCACGGCUGGUCAGGGACGAGGGAAGCCCAAGAAGGAGCCAUCUGUGGCCGCAGGCUUCGCCUUUAAAACGUGCCUUUCCCAACACACACCACAGAGCUGUCAGCCCCGCGCCCGGUCUUAGCAACUGUUUAUUGCAAACACUGAUGGAUCCCGGGGAGGAGGCGGCAGAGCCGGAUGACAAACACCUACGUGAUGGUUUUGCUUCUGGAGACAAAUUCUGAGGGGACAGGCAGGGCUGGUUGUCUCUGGGCUUGAGGGGGUCUCCAGCUUCUAAUUUAAAAAUAAAAGAAAAAGACAAACCGCUGUCAUCUGACACCAAAUAUUGUGGCCGUGCUGGGAAUCAGACACUGCUCUGAAAUUCCUCCUGCCCCCCUGCCUCAGGCUGCAGGUGGAUUUCCCACCAGCUUUGCAGGCUCUGGGAAAGGUCAUCUGCCGCGUUGGAACGUGGCUCGGGAGCAAUGCCAGCCCACAAGCUGGCCCUGUCUGCGUGCCCCACUCUCUGCUAGUGUUCGUCUUCCCUGUUGCUUGUGGGGAAAGGUGGAGUGUUUGCUCUAUUUACUGUCAGCUGCCUCCUCUGUUCAGCUGUGAUUGCUAUUCCUCCUCCCACCAAACACUGAAGUUUGACCUCAAACCAAAGCAGCAGAGGACAUAAAAGAUGAAAAAUACAGAUCUACUCCACACUUUAACAUGCAGCGUUUUCAGUUCAGUUGGUUUGGGAUUGUCACUGUUACCCCAAGGAAAAUCUGAAACUGUUUGGAAUCAUCAUACUUGAUCUUAGCUAUGUAGAAGACUCUGCUUGUCAGCCCCUCAGUCGAUUAGACAGACAUGAAGGAGGGGCUGAUAUUCCUUGGGACUGCACAGUUGUGUUGUUGGCCUGCUUUGGAGAUACCUAUUUUAUUUUUUUUAAGGGUUGACAACCCAGAACUCCCCAGUCUCAGCUUGCAAUAAUGAGCACAUGUGCAGGGGGUGUGAGGGCAGUUAAUAUACCACCUUUUGUCCCAAACUGAAUUUGCUCCCAUCUCCAGCUAAUCUCACUGUCGCCCACAGUGAUGCUGGGUCACUGUCCCUGAUGGAGAGCCACCCUCAGAUAUCUGACACCCUCUGGCCACCUUUGCUUAAGCAAAGAGACUAAAUUACCCAUCACCCACAUAAACCCUCCCUGCAAUUUGUCCCGUCUGGUGAGAGCCCACAAUCUCACCUGCUUCCAGAACAUAAAUUAGGGUCUCUCCCACCUGAUGUUCAGCCUUCUCUCACAACAGUCACUGAAGUUUCAUGGUCCAGGCAAAGGCUGAGGGAAUGAUGUGCCCAGCACCUUCACUUCUGCCAUGGCUGGAGGCCCAGAGCUACUGAUCAGAGAGAGACUCUGCCCACACAGUAUUGAUCCGCAAGCACCGGCUGGGCAACGCAGGGCUGACAGUCAGUGGUCGGUGGCCACAGGAGGGCUUCCCAGAAAGGCGCCUUUAUGGCAGCUGACGCAACCCUGACUACCCCUGUCCUCUCCUGGGGCCUGUGUCUGGCCUUGAGCCCUCUGAUCAGAGCAGUCAUGUGGGAGUUUGCUAAUAAGGUGACGCCCUGCAGGGGCAGCACACUGUCAGGUGGAAGAGGAGACAGGCCGAGGGAGAGGUUUACCAUCUUUUCUGUCCCACCAGCCAUGGAUAGGAAGCCGAAGCAAACAGAGAAGGCCAGGCCCUACGGCCUGCUGAAGCCGACAGCUUUAGGCAAGAUCCCAGGCAGAUUCCAACUUCACCAGGAAGCGUUGCCUCAUCUCCCCGUGCCGCCACUCCAGCAAACGCUGGACCGCUACCUGCUGGCCCUGCAACCCAUCAUCAGCGAGGAGGAGCUGAACCACACGCAGGAGCUGGUGGCUGAAUUCCGCAAGCCAGGAGGCGUUGGGGAGAGGCUGCAGAAAGGCCUGGAGAGAAGAGCCAAGAAAACAGAGAACUGGCUCUCAGACUGGUGGCUGAAGACAGCUUACCUGGAAUAUCGCCUGCCAGUUGUGGUCCACUCCAGCCCAGGUGUGGUUUUACCUAAACAGGAUUUUCUGGAUCGACAAGGUCAGCUCAGGUUUGCUGCCAAGCUGAUCGAGGGCAUCCUAGAUUUCAAGACCAUGAUUGACAAUGAGACCCUUCCAGUGGAGUACAUGGGUGGGAAGCCCCUCUGCAUGAACCAGUACUACCAGAUCCUCUCCUCCUGCCGCAUUCCCGGGCCCAAGCGGGACUCCAUUGUCAACUAUGCCAAAGGCAAGAAGCAGUCCAGACACAUCACAGUGGUUCACAACUUCCAGUUCUUUGAGCUGGAUGUUUACAACAGUGACGGAAGUCCCCUUACUACUGACCAGCUCUUCACUCAGCUGGAGAAGAUAUGGAACACUUCCCUCCAAACAAACAAAGAACCUAUUGGGAUCCUCACCACCAACCACCGAAACAGCUGGGCAAAAGCCUACAACAACCUUCUGAAAGAUAAGACCAACAAGGAAUCUGUGCGUACAAUCGAGAAGAGCAUUUGCACUGUCUGCCUUGAUGCACCUAUGCCACGGGUGUCUGAGGACAUCUACAAGAGCCGCGUGGCUGCUCAGAUGCUGCACGGCGGAGGCAGCCGCUGGAACAGUGGGAACCGAUGGUUUGACAAAACCCUUCAAUUCAUCAUUGCUGAAGAUGGCUCCUGUGGUCUUGUGUACGAGCAUGCUCCCUCAGAAGGCCCACCUAUUGUUGCUCUUCUGGAUCACAUCGUGGAGUACACGAAGAAACCCGAGCUGGUAAGAUCACCCAUGAUUCCUUUGCCAAUGCCCAAAAAGCUGCGGUUUAACAUCACCCCAGAAAUCAAGAAUGACAUAGAGAAGGCAAAGCAGAACCUCAACAUAAUGGUCGAUGACCUGGAUGUCAAAGUCAUGGUUUUUCAUCAAUUUGGGAAAACCUUCCCCAAGUCAGAGAAGAUAAGUCCUGAUGCUUUUAUCCAGCUGGCCUUGCAGCUGGCGUACUACAGGAUGUAUGGCCACGCCUGUGCCACGUAUGAGAGUGCGUCGCUAAGGAUGUUCCGCCUGGGCCGCACAGACACCAUCCGCUCCACUUCUGUGGACUCUCUUAAGUUUGUGCAAUCAAUGGACAGCCCCGACAAAUCGGACCAGGAGAAAGCAGACUUGCUGAGGAGAGCUACCCAGGCCCACAGGGAAUACACUGAUAUGGCAAUAAGGGGCAAUGCAAUAGACCGUCACCUCUUAGGCUUGAAGCUUCAAGCUAUCGAGGACCUAGUGAGCAUGCCUGAGCUGUUCAUGGACACAGCCUAUGCUGUUGCAACACACUUCAAUCUCUCAACCAGCCAGGUCCCAGCAAAGACAGACUGCGUGAUGUGUUUUGGUCCCGUGGUUCCAGAUGGCUAUGGAAUCUGUUACAACCCUAUGGAUGAACACAUCAACUUUGCAAUUUCAGCAUUCAACAGCUGUGCUGAAACAAACGCAGCCCGCAUGGCACAUUACCUUGAGAAGGCACUGCUAGACAUGAGGAUCUUACUCCAGUCCACUCCUAAAUCCAAACUGUAAGAGGCAAACAUGAUGCAAAACCCCCAACUAAAGGGGAUAUCCCUCAGGCACCGAAGUUCCCAGUUCCUCAGAAAAUGAUUGAGAGGACAGCUUCCCUGACUGGAACCUAAGAGAGCAUCUACCAUUUGUUUCCAGGAAGAGGUUACAGAAUAGUCAUCCUCAGAUAUUAAGACUCUGUUGGUGAGAGGAAACACUGUCUUAAGCUGAAGUAGAACUGACGGGUCUUCUCCCAUCAAUGCCAAGUGCACCUUCCUGUCCUCAAAGAGGACUGAAACAUGAUUUCUAUGGAACUUACUGUAAAGGAAUACAGAAAGCACAGUCCUUACCAGUAUCUAAAUCCAUUUGGUGAGGAAGGUAGUUCUCCAGGAAAAGCAGGGAAUGUUAUUAUAUGAUGGAACUACUAUAAGACCAAGUCUUUUUGCUGGGUUAAUUUUCUGAAGAGUGUAGCAUGUUUCAAACUUGACUGAAGAUUUUUCUGCUGCUCCAGCAAAACUUCAACAUUGAACUUUGGCAAAGGGAGAAAGCAGCUCUUAAGUCAGAGCAGAUCUAGCCUCACUGGAGUGCACUGCACUACUUAUCCCAGGCACUCCGACCAUUACAGGCUUGACAGACCUGGGAAUGCUCCCUUGCCCUCACUUUAGGAUGCUGGGAUGUCCUUUCUGUUGCACUGACCCUAUUAACAGAAUAUAAUUUGCUACAAACUAAGGUGGGUUUUUGUUGUUCUGGGCUUUUUGUUAAGCUUACUGUUGUGGUCCUGGCCACUGAUCUUCAGGCUCAGCAUAUAGCUUGUUCCCCACAAAGCUUAUACAAAACUUCUCUCUCACACAGGUUUUGCUUUGGCUUUAUGUACCUUAACAUUAGCAGAAAUUAGAAGGGAUUGCCUAAGCAUUUAGCAGGACAGUUGCUUCAUUGUACAUUUCUUUGGAACUGAGGAAAAGAAAGAGACACUGACCUGUUUACUAGCUAGAAGGCCACACACCUAGUCCCCCUCAGGGUACACGUUAACCCAAUGUGUUUUUAUACCUUGCUUUCAGAAACAAAUUUUUGCUUAAUGUGUCAUGCCUAAAUCGUGGACAAGUAAGAAUGUUCCUGAUCAGGAACUCCAGAACAUGCUUCUGUUCAUGGCCCCCAGAGUUCAAAUCUGUUAGAGUCAAAGAAAAAACAGCUGCAGAAUCACCCUUUUUUUCACAUCACUCUGCUUUAACAAGGCAGAAAACCUUGCAAAGCAGGAAGCAAGCUGAGAACACGUGGGCAGUGUUGAUGUUUGCACACUGUGGCAGCCAUUGUUCCUGCAGUAACAGUACAGCACCUUUUCUGCCACUCUUGGAGUUUUUUCUUACUGCAAUGUUACUCAGAUUUGUGCCAGCUCUAUUCUGUGAGAGAAUGAUCUCAUGAUAGUCUUUUCAUGUUCGGUUGACAAACCUGAGACAGUAAAAGAUUAUAUAUAAACAUUAACAUACAAUUGUAGCAUAGGAAUUUUUGUAAGCACUGCUUCCAGUGAAUCUGCCAGAAUCCAAGCUCCUGACUCUACUUUUAUUUAGUAAAACCGUAUGGUAAUGAAGAAUUCUAGUGCUAUUUCUGCAACAGAAAUUUAAUAUUUAAAUUGCACACCCUUCAAGAUGUGGCUGCUGUGACAUCACCAUACACAAGAAGCAUUAGGAGUCUGAUGGCCCAUUUUGUUAACAGGGAAAUAUUUGAUCAUAAUUGCUACUUCUCUGAUCAUAGAACAGCAAGGGACGUGAUCAAGUGCCUUGGUGAAUAUAUAUGAAGAAAUUUGCACUAAACCUGUUUAGAGUAAAAGGAAAAAAAUCAUUCUAAUUUGCUUCUUGAAAGACACAAGUCAACACUACGGCAUUUUUUCCUAAAAGGAUAUUAUUUCAAAGCUUCUAUCUUAUACCUAAAUAAACCUUAAAAAUUUAACUGAAACUCACCUGCACAGCCAGUGAUUGUAUGAACUGCCACUUUCACAUCAUCUACAUGGAUUUAGUUGAUCUUUUAGAAGAAUCCUGAAUGGAGUGAGAUAGUCUAAAAAAAACCCAAUAGGAGCACUACAAACCUGCAAGCACACAUCCUUGCUCUGUUGACUCCUCUGUAUGAAUUAGACUGAAAACUGCAGGAGGAUACUCAGUAUUAUUAAAGUGUAAGUGAUUGUGUAAAUACUACAGAAAAGACCAAACCUUGCUGGAACAACAUCUGGGUUUAUGGAGCCUUUUACUUUGAAAAAAAUACUCCUUUUGCCAAAGUAAUCCUCCCCCUGUACUGAAUCAACCUCUGUUGCUAGGGGAUGAGUUAUUUUUCUCUGUCUGCAAUGCCUUCAACCAUUGAUGCUACAGUAUUGCCACUUAAGUAUUUGAGACUGGCCCUUUUCUACUUCUGUCUCACAAGGGGAAGGCUCUCAAAGGAAAGUGCCUAUUAAAGAUUAAGCAGAAGUACACACUGCUGUGACUGUAUCUCAGAAGAUGGGCUUGAUCUUCUGGAUCUAAAUCUGGAUAUCCCACUAGCUUCAGCAGAGUACAGCUGCAAGAAGCAGACUAUCACACUGAAAGAGAUACAAGACUCAUAAACCACUUAAUGCAUCCUUAAUGAUAUACACAGCUGAAAUUCAGAUGAAUGAAGCUGAUUUUUGAAGUGCUUGAAAGGACAAUAAAAUCAUUACAAGGUUUUUUCUUUAAAAAGUCUUUUCUUAUUACACAAGUUCUAAAAUGUGAUGUCCUUCUGAUUCAUACCUUCUUGAUUUUCUCGGUGUUGACUUACUGAAUACUAUUCUCCCUGUUUCUGAUUAUUUUAUGAAGAGAUGUCCAUUGUCUUAAAGGCACAUGAAGACGAGAAACUUAAGUUCCAGAAAAACUACUGAUUUGGAACAAGUAAUUUAAGAAAUGCAUAGACUGAAAAUAUUCAGAUAACUCCUGGGGUAUGAGUGCAAUUUGUGACACAGCCUGGUAGUGUUGCAUGCUUUGCUGGUUAGCUGUGUUAAAUACUGUUUUGGUAGUGUAAUCCAUGUCAUGCAGAGGUUUGAAAUGUUCUUUGAAUAAACUGAAACACAAUAAACAGUGCU
This is a messenger RNA of Athene cunicularia (burrowing owl), 7096 nucleotides long. It is a transcript of the gene CRAT, whose product is annotated as carnitine O-acetyltransferase. Gene Ontology annotation, molecular function: carnitine O-acetyltransferase activity. Lineage: Eukaryota; Metazoa; Chordata; Aves; Strigiformes; Strigidae. The transcript is spliced from 14 exons. The record is from RefSeq and is a predicted model, not a curated record. Gene Ontology annotation, biological process: carnitine metabolic process, CoA-linked. Bases 1969 to 4041 code for a protein of 690 amino acids. Gene Ontology annotation, cellular component: peroxisome.